Molecule: messenger RNA, 1674 nt
Organism: Porites lobata
Lineage: Eukaryota; Metazoa; Cnidaria; Anthozoa; Scleractinia; Poritidae
Source: the annotation of a GenBank genome assembly
AUGAGUGCCAUUGUUACAGCUGUAUUGAAAGCCACUGUAGGCUUGCUUCUAAAAAAAGGUCGAGAUUGUCUGGCGAAAAAGCUACAAGAAGGUGACGUGACAGAUGAACAAUUUCGCAAUAUUAUUGUCCGUGAACUGGACGACAUCAAGUCAAAGCUGGAUGGAUUGGUACGAAAGGAUCUUUUGACAAGCAUCAGCUUUUUUAAGGAAGGAAUUGUGUUUCUGUCUAAAGUCCUGGAUGAAAAGUAUUAUGCAAACUGUGGACCGGAGUCGAGCAAAGUUAAAACCAGAAAUGAAGCUGCGGAGAAGGACAAAUCUACAGAGUGGUUAGACUUGCCUUCAGCUGACGUGAAAACAGUUUCACUUUCGGUUAAGGGACAAGAAACCUUAUUCGCCGAGUUGGAUGAAUCUGGAAAGAGAGCCCUUGCUGACGCAAAGAAGAGAUUUGACGAGGCUAGAAUGAAAGCAACGGAGGCUUUCAAUAAUGUUGCUCUGAGCACAAAAGAUCGCAUUUUAGCCAUGCAGUAUCGGGUUAUGUCAACAAUAUUAGAGAAAAUAGACAGCCCAGCAGAGGCAAUAGCGACAUGUAAAUUGUGCCUAGAAGAGUUACACUCCAUGCCCGCGGUGGUAAAGAGCUUUGAAGUUGAACAUUCCGGGGGAUUUUGGUCAAUGUUUAAAAAAGAUGAACGAAAAGACAUAACUAAUUCAGUACAAGACGUGAAUCGUGCGGUAGCCAGAGUGACGGCAGCGGUCGACGGAGUUCUUAGCAAACAAUUCGACAACUGGCCGGGGGUCACGGAAAAGAAAAUAAACCUUAUUAAAGAUGACGAUAAGGUAGAGACCUGGUCGUUUUCAUUUGGACAUAAAGGAAAGGGAAAGCAGAGAUUAGACUGCCCAACGCAAAGCAUCGCAACUAACAGUCAAGGCGACUUUAUAAUAGCAGAAAGUUCUUUUUCCAACCUUAAAGUAUUUAACCAAGACGGAAAGUUGUGGAAGUUGCUUACACCUGAUCCCGCAUUUUCGCUCCACGGACCCAUUGUGGAUGUGGUUACUGAUCAUUUAGACAACGUCUACGUACUUUUCAAGUCAGAAGUGCACGUGAUUUAUUCACAACCUCCCAUGCACCGCACGUUUUAUUUGAAGGAGUGGGACAUGUACAAGGGUUUAUCCCUGACAGUAAAUAAAAAGGGAGAUAUUUUUGCAUUGGUCGAAUACGAUACGGGUAGCGGUUACUAUGACUCCAUUGUCCAAGUGUAUGAUAACAACGGCCAGUUUAAGUACACUCUUGAUAAAAAGGAAGAUUGGAGGACUUGGAAGUGCAUCAUUGCCGUCGAUGACGGUUUUAUUUUACAGCGUCGAUUUCUGCCCUCUGGUAUUGACUUUUUAGAUGCACUGGGGAAAUUCCGUCGGCGUAUAUACCUCCCUUUUGAUGUAAUGGCAGUACACUAUCCAACCAAACACCUGAUCACUGCUCGAAGUUGUUACAAUAGUCUGAAAAUUACUGUACACGAAACAAAUGGCGACUUUGUACGCAAUAUUUUUGUCGAGAAAAAUGAUACAGUCAUCAUAUCUGGAAUGGCAGUGACCCCAGAGGGACGAAUUGCUGUACUUUGCAGAACCACGGAAUACUCCGAGGAUGGCGAAACACUUCAGUCAGUGGUACAUGUUCUGUAA